Messenger RNA from Diospyros lotus (date-plum), 1305 nucleotides. RefSeq lists its product as uncharacterized. Gene Ontology annotation, molecular function: nucleic acid binding; RNA-DNA hybrid ribonuclease activity. The record is from RefSeq and is a predicted model, not a curated record. NCBI's taxonomy places the organism in Eukaryota, Viridiplantae, Streptophyta, Magnoliopsida, Ericales, Ebenaceae. The transcript is spliced from 2 exons. Bases 1 to 1305 code for a protein of 434 amino acids.
AUGAAGCUCAACCCGGCUAAGUGUGCCUUCGGGGUGACAGCUGGUAAAUUCUUGGGGUUGAUGGUGCAUUACCGGGGAAUUGAGGCUAACCCCUUGAAGAUAAAAGCCAUUCUCGAGAUGCCUCAUCCUCGUAGUAUCAAGGAGGUACAGAGACUAACCGGGAGGAUAGCGGCAUUAGGGAGGUUCUUGGCAAGAUCUGCGGAGAGGCAAUUGCCAUUUUUUAAGGCCUUGACUCGAGUCCGAAAUUUUGCAUGGACAGAGGAAUGCCAAGAGGCAUUUGAGCAGUUGAAACAAUUUGCUUCGGAUGAGGCCGUCAGUUCGGUUUUGAUACGGGAGGAGGACAAAGUUCAAACGCUGGUCUACUAUAUGAGCAAGAGAUUGGUCAAAGUUGAGAUUCAUUACACACCAACAGAAAAGUUGGCCUAUGCCCUAGUCAUCUCCGCUCGAAAGUUGAGGCCCUACUUCGAGGCACAUCAUAUUAUCGUCCUAUCAAGUCAGCCAUUGAGACAUGUGUUGGGAAAGCCAGACUUAUCGGGGAGAAUGCUCAAAUGGGCGGUGGAGCUAAGUGCCUUUGACAUCGACUAUCGAUCUCGGCCGGCCAUCAAGGCGCAAGCUCUUGCUAACUUCAUCCUGGAAGGCACCCUACCAAAGGAAGCGGACGAAGGAGUUUCCCAGACUUGGACUCUCUUUGUCGAUGGCAGCUCCAGUGUCGAAGGUAGUGGCGCUGGAUUACUGCUCCAAGGCCCCGAUGGCCAGGCUUGGCCAUAUGCCCUCCACUUUGAGUUUAAUGCCUCUAACAAUGAAGCCGAGUACGAGGCGCUCAUUGUCGAGCUCAGACUAGCGAAACAUAUGGGAGUCAGGGAUUUGAAGGUAUAUUCUGACUCGAACUUAAUUGAGCAACAGGUCACAUGGGAGUUUGAGGCCCGGGAGGAUGCCAUGGCCCAAUACUUGGCAAUAGCCAAGGGUCUUAUGGCACGGUUUCAAGCAAUGAAAAUCAAUCAUGUCCCACGUGCGCAGAAUGCAAUGGCGGAUGCUCUCUCGAGGAUAGCUGCUUCUUCCUUCCCCAGGAAUUCCCGAGCUGUCUACAUGGAGUCGUUGCCCCAGAGGAGCAUAGAGAUAGAAGCAGAGCAGCUUUGCAUAGAAGAGGUAGAAAAUUGGAUGGAUUCGAUUGUAGCACAUCUAACCAAUGUAUGGCUACCAGAGGAGGAACAAGAGACUCAAAAACUCAAGCGUCAGGAUGCCAAGUUUCUUCUGAUCGGAUCAGACCUUUAUAAGAAAUCCUUCACUCAGCCGCUGCUAAAAUGA